CGCUCAUUGACAACCAUGUUCUGCCUGGACUUCCAGAUUUCUGUCCUCGCUGCCAGUAUUGGCUAUCCUUGUGUUUGUUUGGCUUGCUACGGAGCUGAGCCGACGACUAGCGAGCCCAAACGAUUCCGAAUUGGCAGCCAGCAAGCGAGCUGCCAUAGAUACAUCAUACCUUUGACGCAGCCACCUAUGCGGCGCGCCAAAGACUACAACUCUUCAACUCUGAGGAGCCUGGAGCAGGGCUCUCAGUCGGCUGCCAUGCUGACGCCAGGGACGGCUGCAUCGGAGUAUGCAACAGCAUCCUCCCGCAGACCGUCGAACAAACACGUUUCACGCUAUGAUGAUAUGCAUGGUCAAAUGAAAAGGCUACCUUGA
Linderina pennispora is the source of this 372-nucleotide messenger RNA. RefSeq lists its product as uncharacterized. The transcript has 3 exons. The coding region runs from base 16 to 372 and encodes 118 amino acids. The record is from RefSeq and is a predicted model, not a curated record. NCBI's taxonomy places the organism in Eukaryota, Fungi, Kickxellomycota, Kickxellomycetes, Kickxellales, Kickxellaceae.